Suhomyces tanzawaensis NRRL Y-17324 is the source of this 576-nucleotide messenger RNA. RefSeq lists its product as uncharacterized. NCBI's taxonomy places the organism in Eukaryota, Fungi, Ascomycota, Pichiomycetes, Serinales, Debaryomycetaceae. The transcript has a single exon. The record is from RefSeq and is a predicted model, not a curated record. Bases 1 to 576 code for a protein of 191 amino acids.
AUGGAAAUCAUAGAUAGAGUGGACAAGCUCGAGGUUGUCCUUGAACAAAGCGGUAAUAAAGAUACGAUACGGCACCAGAUACUGGCAUUACAGGUACAUUUAUCGAAGAUUUAUAAGGAGAAUCAAGAGCUACUUCAGCUAGACAGGCUAGUAGUUGAGCACGGAUUGAAAAACAACCUCUUUAAAGAACAGGAGAAAGAAACAAAAGAUUCCGUCGAGUAUGAAAUAAAGAAAAGAGUGGUUCUAUUAAAAGAACCUGCCAUCAAAGAAGCAUACAAUAAUUAUAUGCAGCUAGCGUCCCUAGACACCAAUCGGUUAAUCAACUACAUUGAAUCCAGUCAAGACAAAGUAUACAACUUCAACGACAUUUAUGUGCAUAUACAGCAACGGAAGGGGGAACUCAAAGCCAUCUCUGAGAAGGUAUACCUCUUAACCUUGAAAAGUAUGGUAGUUCUAGAAAAAUAUGUGAAUCUAAUGAACCAGGAGAACAAGUUUUGGUUGGAUUCAAACGAAAAGUUGAGGCAAUUGAGUAUUAAAGUCAACCAGCUCGAAAAGGCGAGAUCUAGCAGGUACUAA